Molecule: messenger RNA, 537 nt
Organism: Merops nubicus (carmine bee-eater)
Lineage: Eukaryota; Metazoa; Chordata; Aves; Coraciiformes; Meropidae
Product: ETS translocation variant 5-like
Exons: 5
Biological process (GO): cell differentiation; regulation of transcription by RNA polymerase II
Cellular component (GO): nucleus
Molecular function (GO): DNA-binding transcription factor activity, RNA polymerase II-specific; sequence-specific DNA binding
Source: RefSeq, a predicted model, not a curated record
GGAUUCAAGCAGGAGUACCACGACCCCCUCUACGAACACGGGGGCCCUGGCCUGUCCGGGCCCCCCGGCCACGGCUUCCAGCCCCCCAUGGGCAUCAAGCAGGAGCCCCGGGACUACUGCAUCGACUCAGAAGUGCCUAACUGCCAGUCCUCAUACCUGCGGGGGGGCGUCUUCCCCAGCAGCCAUGAUGGAUUUUCAUAUGAAAAGGACACACGAUUGUAUUUUGAUGACACGUGCGUGGUACCAGAGAGGCUGGAGGGUAAAGUGAAGCAGGAGCCCACCCUGUACCGGGAGGGCCCUCCCUAUCAGCGGCGUGGCUCCCUGCAGCUCUGGCAGUUCCUGGUCACCCUCCUGGACGACCCUGCCAACGCCCACUUCAUCGCCUGGACGGGCCGGGGCAUGGAGUUCAAGCUGAUUGAGCCUGAGGAGGUAGGGGGAGCACGGCGCUGGGGCAUCCAGAAGAACCGGCCGGCCAUGAACUACGACAAGCUCAGCCGCUCCCUGCGCUACUACUACGAGAAGGGCAUCAUGCAGAAG